This is a messenger RNA of Dendroctonus ponderosae (mountain pine beetle), 4662 nucleotides long. Its product is annotated as wings apart-like protein homolog. Gene Ontology annotation, biological process: regulation of chromosome condensation. NCBI's taxonomy places the organism in Eukaryota, Metazoa, Arthropoda, Insecta, Coleoptera, Curculionidae. The record is from RefSeq and is a predicted model, not a curated record. The transcript is spliced from 19 exons. Bases 414 to 4097 code for a protein of 1227 amino acids.
CGUAGGUCGUAGCAAUAUUUACCAAGCAUAGUCGUCAUUUAGCGUGCAUAUGCCACAAUUUGACAGGCGAAAAGCAAAAUUUUUGUGAAAACCCCAACAAAUAAUUUUUUCAACUAUUCUUCUGUAACAGUUACUGCGAUUCGGUGUAUUUUCUGGUGUAAAACGAGCCCUAUCCAGCGGUCCCUUAUUCAAUAUCAUUUUGCCGUCUGUUUUCAUAAAGAAAAUGGCGAUGUGAUAAUCAAUGCUUGUGUUUUUAAAUGCCAGACUGUGCUUUUCGUUUCCAGACAAAAUGUGUUUUUGCAGUCGUUUUUUGCGCCUGGUUUAGUUCUCUUUUGGAGGCCAACCAUGUUUCAGGGGGACCCUCAUUGUUUAUUAAUAUAUCCCAAGUGACCUAGGGAAAGCCUUAGCAAAAUAUGUCCCGCGGUUUUGGUAAAUACAGAAGGGGUGCAAGUCACCAUAGUUUCCACUUCGAUAAGCUCUUUAAGGAGAACAGUAAUAGGCCUUCGGCUGCUCGUUCUGCAGCCUCUGUUGGUAAAUGGGGCAUCACGAGCUUUACCAGCAUUAGAAACUUGAAUGGAAGACAGGAGAAUGAACAAAGUACUGCACCUGCUCCCAAACCAAAAAAGUUCUUUAAAAGUCGUGAUGCUAAUGAGGACUCAAGUAACACCACUCCAAGUUAUUCAUCCUCAGCUAGCUAUGAGCCGCCUACGAAGAAAGCGCGGAGCAGCUCUCGUGAAUAUUCAGACAGACAAACUAAAAGUAGUUCAUCGCCGAAGAAGUUUUAUGCAUCGAAAAACGCACAGGAGAAAGUUCUACCAUCUAAACGACCUAUAAAGAGAAGAAGAAGCUCGGAUAAAAGUGAUAUCAGUGAAACCUCAAAGCCACCUAUAGUUUUAAGAAUAUGUAGAGGCAAGUCGCAGUUAGUGAGCGAUACUGAUGACUCAGAUAAAGCAACUACACCAAAUACCACUCCUAAAUCUGCAUCUACCUCCCCACGUGCUUUGCGAGAAACGUCCAAUUCACAAACGUCUCCAAGACCUUCCAAUUGCCGCAUUACUCGCAGUGCACGAAGGAGUAUGCAGAUGGAUCCUAGUAGCAGUCCUGUGAGUUCCGACACGGCGUCAGAGUUUACCAUGUUUAUUGGAUCUAGAAAAGAGUCUCCAAAGAGUGAAAUGUCGCCACAAUAUGUGCCCGCUGAGAAAUUUGAAGAAGAGCGUAGAGCCUUAUACGCCAGCUUACUAAAACCGGAUUCUCCAAAGUUAAUCGAUAAUUCUGAACACGCUCCGGAUCAACCGCCAACUGAAGAAUUGCCAUUAAGUGAUGUUCCACAAAAACAAGAUGAAAAUAUCGCACCUUCCGAACCACAACUCAUAGAUGAUCAACUUGUAGCGGACAAAAGCAUUGAAGAUGUUAUGGCAGUAUUACAUGGGGGCGUUGAGGAGCCUGUAAAACCAGAAGAAGCCAAAAUUGGCGAUACAAAUUCGGAACCUUACUCAGCAGAAGCGGAGGGAGACAUGGAAUUAGAACUGAUUAUUUCGGAAAGUGUUUCUCAAGAUAAAGCCGACGUCACGGAAUCACAAGAAGAAGAGUCUCUGGAAUCAAGACUGGCAAAAUUGGAUGCAGAAUCUUCUCAACAACAUACGGAGGAAAUAGUCGAAACUAUCGAAAAUAUAGCUAAAGAAAUAGAGAAUACCAAAGCAUCAAAACCAGCUGUGCCUGCUAGAGGGCUGAGAAAGCGUAGCAAGCCAAAAGACGUUAUGGAAUUUCAAGAAGAAAUAGUGGAAGAUAAAACUGUUAAGCCUUCAUUAAGAGGGGGCUUAAGAAACAGAAGCAAAACAACAAACAACAUUCAAGAGCUGGUAGAGGAAGUUAAAGAAUUUAUUGAUCCAGAGAAGAAAGCAAAGGCAAAAGAUAAGAAUGUAAAAGAGAAGAACUUUCCAAUAGUGAAAAUCAAAGAAAUUCCAUUAGCUGAUCCCAUAAGCAAUAAAUCGAACAAAAAGAGCAUCGAAGAUGAAUGGGGCACAGACAGCGACUCAAAUAGUACCGUGCCGGAAUCGGAGGUAAAGCAAACGAUAAUUCCAAGUACAGAUCAGCCUGCUAAUGAAGUAGAAAAGAGCAAAGACGUGAUUCCGGAAAAAAAUUCAGAAAAUCCACCCGAUCCUCCCCCGGUUAAGCUGGUAAUUUCAAAGAAGAAAGGAAGUAUUUUCAAGAGUAGAGCAUUGGUUGACGAUGGUACCAAGAAACGAACAGCACGAUAUGUUCACAAAUGGACGGAUAAGGAUGGUGGAGAAACUCCUGCCAGACCUCCAACGGAAAACGUUGAAUUAGAUAGUAAUUUCGAAUUUAAAGGCGAUCCUCUUACCCGAGUAACCCUGACUGAUGAAUCUCAAGAUGUCACAAGUGUUAAAUGCACAACGGCUGAUAAAGGAUUUUACAUGGUUGUCCGCAAUGUGAAAAAAGCUCACCAGAUACAGGAAAUUGGUGAAUUCCAGGAAUUCAAUGAUGACGUUGAGUAUAUACUGGAUGCCUUACAAGAUAACAACCCUGUUAGUACCAGGUGUUUGUCAGCCAUUACUUUGGCUUCCAAAUGUAUGGUCCCGGCAUUUCGCAUGCAUGUUAGAGCGCAUGGAACUGUCGCAAAAUUUUUCAAAGCCCUUCAUGACGCUACCAAAGAUCAAAGUUUAGGCCUUUGUACAGCCACAGUUAUGUUCGUACUAAGCCAAGAUCGGUUAAACAUGGACUUAGACAGAGAUUGCCUUGAACUCAUGUUGAAUUUGUUAGAGUCGGACGUUAGCUACCAACAGGCCCUAGAUGUUUGCGGCCUCACCUCUGCCCAGUUAGAGAAAAACAAACAAAAAGUUCGAGAACUUUGCGGUGAAAUUCAGAGCCAAGGUCACGCGAUGCAUUUAAAUUUGGAGAAUAUUACAACGGGCCAAUUGGCUAUGGAAACCUUGCUGUCGUUAACUUCCAAGCGGGCGGGAGAAUGGUUCAAAGAGGAAUUACGAGAGUUGGGAGGUUUGGAGCACAUCAUGAAAACUAUUUGCGAAUGUUGCCGGCAAGUGUCUGACUAUGUUGUUAGUUGGACAGAUCCUUUGUUGGACAAGUUAAAGAAAGUGGACCGAUGUCUUCGAGUACUCGAAAAUGUUACUCAAAAUAAUGAAGAAAACCAAACGUAUAUUUUGAAAUACAACGAUGGUAUGAUGAUUGAUACUCUGGUAAAUUUAUACAAGUUAUGCGAUGUGGAAAUACCUCUGUAUCCAGUUACCGACAUUGCGGAUAAAUCGUCUAAAGGCACAAUAAUUCGGGAGGCUCUAUUGGUUACCCUCAAAGUGCUUAUAAAUCUGACUCAUCAUUAUAGACAACAAUCUAUAGGAAGUCAAUUAAUAGGAUCCCGACCUGGUAUUAUCGAGACUAGCCUACAUUUACUGCUCCAGGUGCCCAAUUACAUUCCAGAACAAAAGAAAUUCGAACUAGGAGUGUUGGUACUGAUGUUACUAAUUAAUCUCAUUCAAGACCAAGAGGCAAAUAAAAAGCUGUUGAUAGAUGCAAAAGCACCAUCCAAACUAGAAAGCAUAUAUUCAAGAGAAGAAAGUGCAGUGGAAGCUUUAAUUGUACAGUUUUACGAAUGGGAAGGUUGUGCGAAAAUAGCCGAAAAUAAGACUAACGCAAUUUUAGAUGGUGAAAAAGAUGAGCAAGACCCAGGAACAGAAGCCCAGCCGCAAAACAAGUCAAAUGAAGAAUUUAUUGAAGAGACCGUAGCGAAAUUGCUACAAAAAGCAGGCACACACAUGGAAUAUACAUUUUUGGCUUCAUACAUCGUGAUGCUCGUUGGGUUUUUGAUUAUGGAAAACGAGGUAUAUCAGGAUAACAUUCGGCAGUUUUUGCGAGAAAACAAUUUUACCGACAUGGUAGAACUGCUGAAAAAGUUCUACAACUUUAUGAAUCUUACUGCUUCGACUGAAGCUUCAAGUGUAUGUGCAGUGAAAGCGACUCAAAAAGUUAUCAAAUACCUUGAAACCUGUGAUCAAUCGGAAUCCGAGGAAAAUAAAGAUCAUAAAGACAGUGAACCCAUUGACUUAGUGGUUCCGUACUUAUAAUAACGAGUGACGAAUGCAACGUCUGUAUAAAUCUGAUAUUUUUCACGUAGGUGAGUAAAGCAACAAAAAGUGCAUUGAUGCGCGUCAACAUUGAACUUUAUUUCCGUUGUACUCGGUGAGUGCUACUUGAUUUUGGUUUGCUAAAGAGCCCUUUACGUCCAAAAUUAUAUUAUUUUGUGAAUACUUUUACUUUGAUGAUAAGACUGGAGUCUUAAAAGUCGGUUUGAGGUAAAUACUUCAAUUAGUGCCUUUUACUAAAUAUGUUCGCACAUGGUUUUCCAAGAGUUCGGUUGUGUACAGUGUUAACAGUAAAACCUCUGAACAGUGGGUUUCUAAGGGACCAACUUGCCAGAUAUUAUUUAAUCUGUCUGCCAAAAUAAUUCCCUACUUAGGGUACGUGCACAGCGGCGACCGAGUCCGACGAGUUUGCAUAUAUAGCGCGAUUUUUUAAUGCUCUCAGUUGUGAGUUAAAGCUUGACUUGGGCAGGCCGUAUUUUCCAAGGAUUUUCUAACGCUCGUGCUGUUAUCGGAGACACCGGUAAUUGAAAGAGUGAAAAAGUUGAAA